This is a messenger RNA of Helianthus annuus (common sunflower), 1718 nucleotides long. RefSeq names its product cytochrome P450 CYP72A219. The transcript is spliced from 4 exons. The record is from RefSeq and is a predicted model, not a curated record. Gene Ontology annotation, molecular function: heme binding; monooxygenase activity; iron ion binding. The coding region runs from base 9 to 1547 and encodes 512 amino acids. Lineage: Eukaryota; Viridiplantae; Streptophyta; Magnoliopsida; Asterales; Asteraceae.
UGGGAACAAUGGGUAGAGUUGCAAUAGCCAUUGUUGCAAUUGUGAUCUUAAGGUGGGGAUGGAAAUUACUAAACUGGAUAUGGUUGAAGCCAAAGAAACUAGAGAGGUGGCUGAGAGAUGAAGGGUAUAAAGGUAAUCCAUACAAGCUUCUAAUUGGUGACUUGAUAGAGCUUGCAACAAUGGUGAAAGAAGGUAAAUCAAAGCCCAUUCCAGUCACCCAUGAUAUUGCUUCAUAUGCCCUCCCCUUUGAGCAUCAUAUCAUCUCCAAAUAUGGUGAAAAAUCGUUCAUAUGGAUGGGGCCAAAACCAAGUAUGCAUAUCAGGGAUCCAGAGUUGAUAAAAGAGAUAUUAUUAAGAUCAGAUGAAUUUCGAAAACCACACCCCGAGGCGUUUCGUGAUAGCCUCAUCGGCGGGAUUCUUGUCGCUGAAGGGCAUAAAUGGAUCAAACAUCGUAAAAUCAUAAAUCCAGCUUUUAAUCUUCAAAAUCUUAAGAUUAUGUUCUCGGCUAUUAGCUCAAGUUGUAGUGAUAUGAUCCACACAUGGGAGCUACUUACCGGCAAAUCUGGUUCCACAGAAGUUGAUGUAUGGCCAUAUAUCAAUAACUUAGGCGGAGACGUAAUUUCACGAACAGCUUUCGGCAGCUCUUAUGAGGAAGGGCAAAAGAUAUACCAAAUCCAAAAUGAACAAAUUAAUCUACUAUUCCAAAUGCUUUUUAUACUUUAUAUUCCCGGAGGAAGGUUUAUACCAACACGAGCUAACAAAAAGUUUAAAGAAAAUGCUAAUGAGAUUCGAUCAGUAUUGGUGGCUAUAAUCAACAAGAGGAAGAAAGCAAUCGAGUUGGGAGAAGGUAAAUAUGAUGACUUACUUGGAAUUUUGCUAGAAUCAAACAAGAGAGAGAUUGAAGAAAAUGGAGUUGGAAUGAGUAUGGAAGACGUGAUCGAAGAAUGCAAAUUUUUCUACAUUGCUGGAUCUGAAACAACCUCGAAUAUGAUCGUAUGGACAAUGAUUUGUUUGAGUUUGCAUCAAGAAUGGCAAAUCCGAGCUCGAGAAGAGAUUUUUCAAGUUUUCGGUGACAAACAACUUGAUUUUGAAGGUUUAAAAAAUCUCAAGAUUUUGACAAUGAUACUGAAUGAGGUUCUUAGGUUAUACCCACCCGCGGUCAUGAUGACACGCGCGACUCAUAAGGACACGAAGCUAGGAAACAUGGUGAUACCGUCGGGCGUGGAGUUAUCGUUACCCAUGAUGCAUGUUCAUCAUGACCCUGAAUUGUGGGGAGACGAUGUAAACGAGUUUAAACCUGAUAGGUUUGCAAAAGGGGUCAUUAAUGCGACUAAGGGCAAAGGUGUGGGCCCAUUUUUCCCGUUUUCUAAUGGUCCUCGUAUUUGCAGUGGACAAAACCUAGCUAUGACGGAAGCGAAAACAGCCAUUGCAAUGAUUCUGCGACACUUCUCAUUUGAGCUUUCACCAUCUUACCAGCAUUCUCCGUUUCGCGCAUUCACUCUUCCACCUCAGUUUGGUGCUCCCUUGAUUCUACGUAAUAUCUUAUAAUUUUUACUACUUAACAUGUUACUACUAUAGAACUCAUAUCGUAAAAACAUUAAAUAAGUUUGAAAUGUUCCCAUCAUCUAUGAGAGGUUUGUUGUCAACUUGCACUAAAUUUGUUGUUUUCUUGGUGUAAUCAUGUUAUCUUUAUGAAUAAUCUUUGGGUUUUGAUGAUAA